AUGGUUUUAGCUUUGAAAUCUGAUACUGAUCCACUGAAACGGAAGAGUGAAACAGCAAAUUAUGAACAGGGAGUUGGUGCACAGAUUGCAGGUUCUGGAAAUGCCAAUGUGAGUAGUUCAAUGCAGACACCAAUCUCAGGGAAAGCUGGAAAGUCACAGAAAGCACCUAAAUCUUCUGCUCAAGCAACCUCAAGUUUAGGAUUCCGUUCAGGCAAUAAUGUUACUCCAGUAGGUCCUUGCUGCUAUGACAACUCCUUGGGUUUCUUAACGAAGAAGUUCAUUAACCUGAUCAAACAUUCUGAAGAUGGAGUUCUAGAUCUGAACAAGGCUGCUGAUACAUUAGAGGUGAAGAAAAGGCGUCUAUAUGACGUCACAAGUGUCCUGGAAGGUAUUGGUCUGAUAGAAAAGAAAUCCCUAAACAUGAUACAAUGGAAGGGGUUAGAUGUCUCAAGACCAGGGGAAGUUGAUGAGAGUGUUACAAGUUUACAGGCAGAAGUAGAAAAUUUGACGAUUGAAGAAAGUAUAUUAGAUGAGCAGAUAAGAGAAAAGCAAGAAAGGUUGAGGGUCCUGAGUGAAGAUGAAAAUAAUCAAAGAUGGCUUUUUGUAACUGAAGAUGAUAUAAAGAGCUUACCUUGUCUUCAGAAUUACACACUGAUAGCUAUUAGAUUUCCACAUGGCACUAGUUUAGAAGUUCCAGAUCCUAACGAGGCUGUUGAUUAUCCACAAAGAAGAUACAGUAUAGUGAUUCGCAGCACCAUGGGACCAAUUGAUGUUUACCUAAUCAGUAAAUUCGAGGAGAAGUUCAAACAGAUAACUACUGUUGAGGAACCAUCAACCAUGCCUUCAACAUCAGGAUUCAUUGAGAAAGAAACUGCAGCAUUGCCUGUUGAUGAUGGCAGAGGAGUUGGUGUCGGGAUGGAAGAACAAGAAAACCAAAGAGAGUGUCCAGAUGCUGGUACUUCCCAGAACCCUGUGAGUGGAAUUAUAAAGAUUGUUCCCGAUUUUGAUAAUCAAGAAGAAGAUUACUUGUUUUUGUCAGAUGCCAAUGUUAGUAACACUGACAUGUGGACAGAGUCUGUUCGUGAUGCGUUGGACUCAAUUUAUGAGGAUUAUUCAAUUGCAGAUGUUAGAAGUCCACAUGCCCAAACACCCCCCUCCAGUACCACUGAACUAACUUCUGCAAAUACUACUGAAGCUGAGUAAUAUUUCCUGGCAUUUCUGUGUAUACUCGGGCUUUGUUUUCGUUGCAGUACUUGAGCUUGAUGUUCAAAAUGAUAAAUUCUCCUGCAGCAAAAUCUGUAUAAUAGUAGUUCUACAUUGAUUUGAUUCAUCCUCUGUAUAGUCCCUCGAUGAUCUACGUUGUACAGUUAGUAUAUAUCGUUUGUACUUGAAUUUCACAGUGUACUUGUUUUUUUCAUUCCAAUAAAUGGUGUCUUCAUGUGCUUCAAAAGUAAA
Messenger RNA from Solanum pennellii, 1455 nucleotides. RefSeq names its product transcription factor E2FB-like. Gene Ontology annotation, cellular component: RNA polymerase II transcription regulator complex. The coding region runs from base 1 to 1203 and encodes 400 amino acids. Gene Ontology annotation, biological process: regulation of transcription by RNA polymerase II. The record is from RefSeq and is a predicted model, not a curated record. The transcript has 14 exons. Lineage: Eukaryota; Viridiplantae; Streptophyta; Magnoliopsida; Solanales; Solanaceae. Gene Ontology annotation, molecular function: RNA polymerase II cis-regulatory region sequence-specific DNA binding; protein dimerization activity; DNA-binding transcription factor activity, RNA polymerase II-specific.